AUGAGGCAUAAGCUCGGGUUUGGUCAGGAAGAGCCAUUGUGUGCACAGGUUGGAGCGUUAUACCCGGAGAAGGAGACCGAGCUCUAUGAGAAGUUGGGGAAGUGGUACUCGACGGAGGAGUUCAAGCAGAAGGCGAUCGAGUAUUUGGGAGGGGCUGUCCGAGUUCCUACUGAGAGCUACGACAAGAUGGAACCCGUCGGUGUGGACCCACGAUGGGAGGCAUUUGGGCCCUUCCAUGAAUAUUUGUCGACUACUUACCCCCUGAUCCACUCUACCCUGACUCUCACUAAGGUCAACACCUGGGGCCUGGUCUACGUCUGGAAGGGAUCUAACGAGAGCCUGAAGCCUUUGCUUCUCGCUGCUCACCAAGAUGUCGUUCCCGUUGAACCGACCACCGUCGAUACUUGGGAGCACCCGCCCUACUCUGGGUUCUUCGAUGGCGAACGUAUCUGGGGCCGAGGCUCUUCGGACGACAAGUCUGGUCUUAUCGGCAUCAUGUCCACCGUUGAGACUCUCAUCACCAACGGCUUCAAGCCCACCCGUACUAUCUUCCUUGCUUUCGGCUUCGACGAAGAGACUAGCGGACUUCACGGUGCCAACGAGAUUGGAAAGUACCUCCUUUCUACCUACGGAGAGAAUCACUUUGGAAUGAUCGUUGAUGAGGGAGGAGGAUUCGCGAGAGACCAGGGAACCGUCUUCGCUACUCCAGGUAUCGCCGAGAAGGGAUACCUCGACACGAGGAUCCACGUCGCCAGUCCCGGUGGGCACUCCAGUGUCCCACCUCCCCACACUUCCAUCGGCAUGCUCGCCCAAAUGCUCGUAGACAUUGAAGCCAACCCCCCGGAACCCCACAUCGAACGUGACACCCCCAUGUACUCCUACAUCCAAUGUCUAGCGGAACACGGUACAUCCGUCCCUCGCGCUCUGCGCAAGGCCAUCAAAACAUCCGUCUACAGCGACAAAGCGCUGAAGAAGGUCGAGGAUGAGUUGCUGACCACGAAACAAUUCAGGGCGUUGGUGGGGACUACGCAGGCUGAGGAUCUGAUCAGUGGAGGUGUGAAGACGAAUGCGUUACCGGAGCAGGCUUGGGCUGUUGUCAACCAUCGCAUCGCGACUCAGUCCUCCCUCGCUGAGGCAAUGAAAUCCGACACCGACCGCAUCAUCCCUCUGGCCGCCCGCUUCAACCUCUCACUCACCGCUUUCGGAGAGGUCAUUACCCCUGCCGACACCCCUGCCUACGGCACCGUCACCCUCUCCGACGCAUGGGGCAACCAGCUCGCGCCGGCGCCAGUGACGCCCACGGGAGCUGACGCUGUACCGUACAAGGUAUUGAGUGGGACGAUCAAGGCUACGUUCAAUUCGCAUCGGGCGGCCGGGUUUGGGUUGACGGACGGGCAGGAGAUCGAGAAUGAGACUAUUGUGGUCAGCCCGGGGAUCAUGACUGGUAACACUGAUACGCGUUAUUACUGGAAGUUGACGCCUCAUAUCUUCCGGUACAACCAUCGCAAUUCUGCCGAUGAGGGCAAGACUUUCGGUGGCGCUCAUACCACUAACGAAUCUAUUCACGUCGACGCCUUCCUCGAGAUCAUCCGAUACUUCACUGGUUUGAUCCUCAACGUCGACGAGGCGGAGGGUAUCUAG
Molecule: messenger RNA, 1641 nt
Organism: Stereum hirsutum FP-91666 SS1
Lineage: Eukaryota; Fungi; Basidiomycota; Agaricomycetes; Russulales; Stereaceae
Product: carboxypeptidase S
Exons: 13
Coding region: 1-1641 (546 amino acids)
Cellular component (GO): fungal-type vacuole lumen
Molecular function (GO): metallocarboxypeptidase activity
Source: RefSeq, a predicted model, not a curated record